UCGAGUCUUAAAAAAACGUGCUUCGGAAUGGCGAGUCUCUCGAAUCCUAACCUCUCCACUCGCCAUUCGUAAACCCGAAAUGCCGCCACGUGAUGGCCGGCUCCUUUCCCGCGUUACGUCCGCGUGCACAUGCGCACGGCCGACCACGUUUUCAGUAGUCGUUCCGAUGCCAACGGAGAGAACACGCCGGCGAACGUUCCUCCAUGCCGGAAAACAGAUUUUUCAAGACUAUCGUCCGAAGUAAAUGCACUUUCAAGGUGAAGGAACUCAGAGGUGAUUUUUCUCAUUGAUGCGAACUCCACCGCGACGCCCUAUCGCGAAGCAACCCUGAUAUCGAUCCAUCGGUUUACUGAUAACCACACCGCGCAACGCACGCGAGUUGCAUAAUUCUUGGGAGAAUACCACUCUUGUCAAGACUAUCACGUAAGUCGGGGUAAAUCGGGGACGGACGAUAGGAAAGAUCAUUUUACAAUUAUUUGCAAAGCCUUGCACGUAAUUCCGCCGACGUCUUUUCGGAGCCGAGCAGAAACCGAAGAAGUCCGAUGGGACUUUGAUAAAGCAAACGCAAGACAAUAAUUUGCAAAUUACGAUGGUCAUGUGACACAUCCUUGAAAAUAAAACCGGAGCGUUAUUGCAACGUUCAAUCUGGCCUCGACACUUUAUUCAGAAUAUCAUGAACGUGAACUCUCGAAAUUUUGAGCCGAGGCAACCCAGGCCGUCAUUAUCCAAUUUUUUGGAAAAAUAUCUAGGAUGGCUGCGACUGAUCACGGUGGAACCCACAAUGUGGCUCUACAUGAUGGCAUUCAUGGUCACAUCGGUAGUAGAACAAGCCUUUUUUCUCCACAAGUCUUGCCGAGUUAAUCACGGAUUCUCCGAGGAAGUUUGCAAUAAUCUGAAUGCCAACUCGACGAUAAAAAAGCAGGUUCAGAUCACGGUCUCGGACUUUCACCAAUGGAACAACAUAGCCGAACACAUAGUGCCGAUCAUUCUGGCCUUGUUUUUCGGAAAUUGGAGCGACCGUCGAGGCAGAAAAAUGCCGAUAGUCGUGGGCCUAAUUGGAAAAUUGAUCUACUCGAUGAUGAUCGUCGUGAACUCCAUGAUCGAUUCCUGGGAUCUCAACAUGGUCAUUUAUACCGCCAGCUUGCCGAUGGGAUUUCUCGGCGGUGAUGUGGCGAUAUUUGGGGGCUGUUUCGCAUACAUAUCAGACGUAUCCUCCGUAAAACAAAGGACUUUCAGGGUCACCAUUUUAGACGUUGUAUACCUCAGCACAAUGCCCACUGGAAUCGCCCUGGGCUCGUACCUCUUCAACAGUGUGGUCAGCUCCUCGUACACGAUAAUGUUUCUCAUCAACUCGUUCCUACUCGCCAUGGCGAUUUUGUAUUCAAUUUUAAGACUGAAGGCACAGACGACUUCGCGCCAGAAGCCGCUCGAUGGAGCUAAUAUUUUCCUCGACUUCUUCGACCGGAAACACGUGGCGGAAACUGCAAGAACCAUGCUCAAGUCGAGGCCUAACCACGGAAGACUCUAUUUAUGGAUACUUAUGGUGGCCAUGAUGCUCUACACCUUCCAGAGAGAUGAGAAACCCAUGAGCUAUCUCUACACCCAACUCAGGUUCCAUUGGGAUGUCAAAGCUUUCAGCCAAUUCAGGACCUUCCAGUCGGCACUUUUUGUCGUCGCGGUCCUGGUUGGCGUACCAAUAAUGAGCAAAUUUUUGAAAAUGAGCGACUGCAUUAUCAUAGCAGUCGGUGCCUGUUCCCACGCUCUGGGAAGAGUCAUCUUCGCCCUGGCGAAAAUUCCUCAACUUUUUUACGCAGGAGCUGCCGUCGCGGCUCUUGGGCCAGUGGUCGCUGCUGCUUUGAGAUCCAUGACUUCUAAAGUGGUCCCGAUACAAGAAAGGGGAAAAGUUUUCGCCAUGCUCGCAGUCUGCGACAACGCGGUGCCAUUCUUUAGUGGAAUAUUGUACUCUCAAUUGUACAAUGCAACCAUCAGUACAAUGCCGAAUUCGAUUUAUUGGCUGACUUUCGGCACUCAGGUCGCAGUGCUGCUGCUCAUACUAGUGAUCUACUUUUCACCGGACUCCAAAUAUCUGGAAGAGGAAUCUUUUAUCGAGAACAUGGAGAGGAACGACAGCCUACGUGCGGAAACUUCCACUCCUGAUUCCCAAAAAAAUAACACGAUUUAACAAAUACAGUAAUUUAGUACAAAAACUAGAAACUGAGAAAAAGACUUAAUCGGACCAGAGAAAUCUUUCCUUGAACGGUACCAAAGAAAUAUUUUCAUAAUUUGGGGAAUAAUUUGCCUCAAAUAAACUGGAAUAAAUUCCAUGCAAAGUUUCUUCGGAAUCGUGACAAUUCCAGUGAGUUUAUUUCAGUCUAAUAAUUAUUCUUUGGAUUGACCAGAUAUUUCUUUGGCAUUAUUUAAUAACAUAUUUCUCUGGCUCGAUGAUUUUUCCUCAGCGUACAAUUGAGAUAGGUAGGAUCUUUUAAAUUAUUAAGACUCCUGCAAUGGAAUUGCUCGAAUUGUUAUCACUUAAAUCAUUCCCUUAGGUGAAUUAACGUCGAAGUAUUUCUUUUCGUUGUUACAGUACGCCUUCUCAGCGUACUUCAUGUCACAUCAUCGACAAAGAAAAACAUAAUAAUUUUCCCUCAAUUAUGGGUCUGUAAUCCCAUUUUACCCAGUUGAAAUAUACAUUUUGUAUAACA
Molecule: messenger RNA, 2702 nt
Organism: Orussus abietinus
Lineage: Eukaryota; Metazoa; Arthropoda; Insecta; Hymenoptera; Orussidae
Product: proton-coupled folate transporter
Exons: 9
Coding region: 674-2182 (502 amino acids)
Biological process (GO): transmembrane transport
Cellular component (GO): membrane
Molecular function (GO): transmembrane transporter activity
Source: RefSeq, a predicted model, not a curated record